CAACACCAACUCUCACUUGCUCAAAGUUGUUUUAACUCAAUUGAUGAACCGUGAGCAGCACAUUGGAUUCCAAUGAAUUUCCCAGUAUCGUUUCUUCCUUACCACGAGGGAAUAAGCAGCUAAACUUUCCAAAUCAAGCUUGACUGGGCGCUUCCCCGCAAGAUGCAGCCAAAUCUGUCUCAAUCCUCACAUCUUGUUGCGAUCGUCCUUGUAGCGAAGUCGCUUGGUGGUGGUCCGAAGCUUGUGUUCCACUAUCCACCGAAACCUGUCAAUCCUUCCUCGUCUCUCUUCUCGAACGGCGCAUCUGCUUCGCCUGCUUGGUACGGUAACGCGUCUUCUGCGACUGACACCGUGGAUGGAGACUCAGAGUCGGGUUGGGGCGAUGGAGAGUCAUCCUCGGAGGACGAUGCGGGUGACGAAGGUGACCAUGGCAGCAAAAGUGGUAAGGGCAGCACGGCUGGUGGCAAAAGUAGUGGCACGAAAGGCAGAGGCAUCUGGAAUCGCGAAGACUAUGAAGAUGAGGAUGACGAGGCCGACUUGACUUCCAAGGGCUACGACUUGAGUAGAAAGGCCAUGAAGAACAAUGCUGUAAGCUCUGGCCAGAAUAUUGCCGGUAAAGAGAACGGAGAGGUUGAUUGGGAUCGCGUGCUCGGCUUUCAAAGAACAAGCUUAGAGAAGCUACUCUCACCACACAAGGCGCUCCACAAGAGGAAGUUUGAGAUUGGAGUAGAUGGUUGCUACUACAUCGGUGUUCCGAUGUUCAUCCGUGAUGACGGUCUGUGGAGAAAGAAGCGACGCCGUCAGAAAAAGAGCAGUCAUCGAAAUCGACAGGAGAGCUUUGUUUCCUCAAGUGUGAAAGACAAAACAGUCGACAAUGACAAAGAAGAACUUUACGACGACGAAGAUGAGGGUAUAGAUGUUGGCCUUCCGUACGCGUCGCGUACUGGAAUACCGGAAAUGUUUGAAGCUGGGUAUGGACAUGCUUCUGCUUCUGCGUCCGAAACUGGGUCCACGAGCUUGGACAACGACAUGUCAAUGUUUCAUGUCGUUUUCGUUCUUAACCCUCCCGCACUGGAGUACCAGCCACGAGUCAAAGAGAUGUAUGACAACAUUGCUCGCAAAUUCUCUAAAGCUCUUAAGCGUGAGCAGGCCAAGUCAAACUACGUGUGGAAGGAAUCGAAAAAGAUCUUGGGUAUCAAGAUCAAAGCUCGUGAAAAGCAAUCACCGAUAUCCAUCGUCUGGCCGAACAUACUAAACGCCUCUACUCUUGCCAAAUCACUCGCGAUAAUCUAUGACUCCAUAUCAAACUCAAAGAUCGCCCACAUCCACCUAGACGCAGCUUCCGAGGCCUCGUUCCAGAUACCCCAACAAGUUUCCACUCCCUAUCUACCAACUUCAAUCAACCCCCAACCUCCUGGUUUAUGGCUCACCACCUCAAAUGUUAUUGACGACGAUGAUACCGAGACACCCUUCACUCACCGCUAUGCCCUCCUCCUUCUCGAAGACUGCGAGACUCUGAUCCGCGAGAUCGAAGGCGCACAAGUAGCCAGUUCAACUCCUAUAGCCUUCUACCUUCGCAGCCUGGUACCUACGAAAUCCUUGCACAAAAUCUCCGUUACACAAUCCAUCCCAAUCCAGGAUAUUGAAUAUAUCGCUGAUCACCUCCUUUACUGGCGUCGUGCUCGCCUGAUACCUCCUCUACACCAUCGCGACACCUACGUUGUUUCACCCAAUGCCGACUUGCGUGCCCUGUCCGCUGCUAUCCCUGCUUAUGCCGCUCGAUUUCCUACGAUGCCUAGUUUGCCGCAGAUGUUGGCGUUGAUGUCUGGUGUGCCACGCGCGUACUCAUUGUUCAUCCCAACCCCAGAUCACCGCACACGAUAUAUGGAGAUCCUCGCUUGGUUGAUGCGUGGGGGCUGGGUCACGCAGCUGCGUACUUUCGCAUGGGUUAAAGUCACACCCGAGAUCAAGGCCGCAGUCGCAGUAGAGAUGGCCGCCGAGGAAGAAGCAGCACGCAAUGAGACUGAUCAGAUCUCCAGCCCACAGCGCCGCGCCGCACGUGAAAAUGUUCGUCCACCAAGCACAGCAAGCAAUACGAGCAGCAAUCGCACGACACUCAGUCCAAAAAUCACGCAUGCUGCACACAAGCGUCUUUCGCCACUGUCAAUAUCGACUUCCUCACCACCGCAUUCACCUCCCUCGCCCAUCACAGCUCACCACUCGCCAACAUCACGUCCAACAGCCGCGCAAGUCCCCGGUGCCCCUCUCUUCACCCCGCAGCCCGGAGAGUCGGCGUCGGACUUCACUACCUCGCUCAUCCUCAACCCCCUCCGCGCAACAGCAGUCGAAGCUCGUUGGCUAGAGCACAUCCGAGACGGAUUCCAAGACAAGGAGGUCCGUGAGCUCUGGCCAACGCUGCUCAAGUACUUCGACGGCCGCCGCGCGCUCGAAGACGUGGCGGUGCGUGAGGGGGUUAAGAGGAAGCGUGUGCAGGCGGUGAUCGCGAGUGUACGAGAGGGCGGGUGGCUCGUACACUCGCGACACUGGUGAGCGUGUGGUGGGUUCCGAUGGGUGAGGACGCCGGGUUUGCAUUGUCUGGGAUGGCGUUUGGGUGGUUUGGCACGUUUGGGCAGUGGGGUUGUGGGAGUACGGAGGGGGGCAUUAGUAUAUUAUACCCAGGGUCAUGGGGCGAGGAAUUCGCCUUUAAAUAGCGUAGUUGAAGAAUCUACGCAGUUCAUGCAGCUACUUUUCUGAUAACUCGACUGUGUCAACACUGUUUCUGACCCAAACAGGUCAGCAAUUCAAGAAU
This is a messenger RNA of Pseudovirgaria hyperparasitica, 2809 nucleotides long. RefSeq lists its product as uncharacterized. Bases 163 to 2550 code for a protein of 795 amino acids. The record is from RefSeq and is a predicted model, not a curated record. Gene Ontology annotation, cellular component: GATOR1 complex. The transcript has 2 exons. Gene Ontology annotation, biological process: cellular response to amino acid starvation; positive regulation of autophagy; TORC1 signaling. NCBI's taxonomy places the organism in Eukaryota, Fungi, Ascomycota, Dothideomycetes, Acrospermales, Acrospermaceae.